This is a messenger RNA of Xiphias gladius (swordfish), 6970 nucleotides long. It is a transcript of the gene pappa2, whose product is annotated as pappalysin 2. NCBI's taxonomy places the organism in Eukaryota, Metazoa, Chordata, Actinopteri, Istiophoriformes, Xiphiidae. The record is from RefSeq and is a predicted model, not a curated record. Bases 1 to 5382 code for a protein of 1793 amino acids. Gene Ontology annotation, molecular function: metallopeptidase activity; protein binding. The transcript has 27 exons.
AUGUUGUUGAUCAGACUACUGGGUAUCUUGCUCGUCCCCAUCACCAACACGUGGCUGCUCAACCCGGUUCGCUCCGAUGCACUCCGCCCGUACAAGCGCGCCAUGGCCCGGCGGGCAGACGGCGAGCUCUCCAGGCUAGCAGGUGAACCCUGCACCGUCUCCGGCGCCUGGAUGUCCCGGCGGCAGCCCCGCUCCCUCUCCCCGCCCCAACACCGCCCUCCAGCGGCCCGUCCGGGCACGCACACGAGCCCGAGAGAGCAGUACGCUGUUAAGAGCGCUCCCGCGGUCUGUGCAGGAGGGUGUAGGGGUGACACAGGGGCGCACCGGGUCGGGGAGAAGGGAGGCUGGGGCGGCACGGAGGAUGCGACCGUGGGAGCGCAGGGCGGAUACGUUACGUUGCCCAGACGGCUGCAUGCGAAACGCUCCGCAAAUGACAGGAGAGCCCCGAAUUAUGUCAGCCAGGACGACACACAGCUGCCCGGGAUGUCUGGGCUUAAAGACGCCGGGCAGAGCGCCUCCUCCGCGGGCCAAGCGCAGUCUCCACGCGGCUCGCGCUCCAGGCUCGCUCGCAGCCUCGGCGGGACGUUUCGGUACGACGAAGAGGGCAACGCCAGCUGGGACAGCCCAACAGACUCCGGGGGACUCCCGGCUCUCUACGGGCUGCAGCGGGGAGACGGGCAGCACCGGUCCGCGACAGGGACUGGCGGGGACGGCGCCGGGGACUACUCCGGGGAGGUGGAAGAGGCGGACCCGCCCGUCGGCAGCUCCUCUCCGUGGGGGAGCCCAGUGCCCAGGGUGCCCCCUUCGUGGAUGACCGCCCUGUACUUCAGCGGGCGUCGGGAGCAGCUGAAGGUGAAGCCGGCCGCAACGGUGGAGCUGCCGAGGGACCGGUUCAGCCUGGAGCUCUGGGUGAAGCCUGAAGGAGGGCAGAGCAACCCUGCAGUCAUAGCAGGUGUAUUUGACAACUGUUCCCAUUCACUGAGUGAGAAAGGCUGGUCAGUAGGCAUUCGCACUGUGGAACCUGCCGGCACUAAAGAUGCAAGGUUCUACUUCAUGCUGCGGACGGACCGAGCUGUAAAAUCUACCACUGUCUAUAGCCACCAGGGAUACCGAGCCAGUUCCUGGACUCACAUAAUGGCCACUUACAAUGGCCACAACAUGACCCUGUAUGUAGAUGGAGCUAAGGUGGGAGAAAGCAAUCUCCAGUCAGGAAAUCUAUACAGCCCCUUCAUGAGGACCUGUAGAACCCUCUUCCUCGGCAGUAAUCUAUCAGAUCAGGGAAACAGCUUCAGGGGCCAUAUAGGGGGUGUGGUUUUGUGGGACUACGACCGCUCUCACGAGGAGCUGCUGAAACGGCCACUUCAAACUGACAGGAGCGAGCCGGUCCUGGCGAUGUGGGCUGACUUCACUGAUGUGGAACAGCUAUGGACUCCAUAUAAAGUUGGCCACCAUCCGACCAUUAUAACCACUCCUGUGCCUGAACGAGAACUUGUUUCCUCAUUCCUGCCACCACUCUGCGGCCUGACAACCUGCGACAACAUUGACAUCAUCUUUGGCUACAACAACAACUGGCAGCUCCGUGCCCCCAAGCGUGUUCGCUACCGGAUCGUCAACCUCUCCAAUGAUGACGGUGGAAACCCCACCGUGUCGCAAGCUCAGAUCCAGCUCCAACACCAGGCUCUGACUGAGGCCUUUCGCCCCUACAACAUCACCCUAGAGCUGAGCGUACACACCGUCAGAAACUCCAGCCUCCAACAGAGGUUUAUCCUCAGCAACUGUCGAAUAGGAAAGAUUGGGAAUCGCCAAUGUGACCCUGAGUGUGACCAUCCAAGAACAGGCCAUGAUGGAGGGGACUGCCUCCGACUGGGGCCCUGCUACAACUGGAAGAGACAGGAUGGGGUUUGUAACAUGGAGUGUAACAGUAUACACUAUGACUAUGAUGAUGGAGAUUGCUGUGAUCCGGAGGUCACUGAUGUCCUCAAGACUUGCUUCGAUCCAGAGUCCCCUGACAGGGCCUAUAUGAGUGUAAAAGAGCUAAAGGAGGAGCUACACCUGAGCAGCACUGACACACUCAAUGUUUUCUUUGCCAGCAACUCACUGCGUGAAGAGCUGGCAGGAGCUGCAACCUGGCCAUGGGCAAAGGAGGCUCUUACCCAUCAAGGUGGGAUGGUUCUGAACCCGUCCUACUUUGGUACAAUGGGCCACCAUAACACCAUGAUCCAUGAAAUGGGGCACAUCUUUGGCCUGUAUCAUGUCUUCAAAGGGGUGAGCGAGCGGGACUCCUGUGAUGACCCAUGUCAGGAGACCACCCCGUCCAUGGAGACUGGAGAUCUAUGCGCUGACACAGCCCCAACACCGAAAUCCAAAGCCUGCCAGGAUCCUGGAGCCGUUAAUGAUACCUGUGGAGUCACCACGUACCAGGACACACCUUAUAGCAAUUACAUGAGUUACACAGAUGACAACUGCACAAACCAUUUCACUCCCAACCAAGUGGCUAGGAUGCACUGUUAUCUUGACUUGGUCUACCAGAAGUGGCUGAUGGACCGUCAACCUGUCCCCAUUCCUCUGGCCCCCAUGGUAACUGACCAGAGCCCAGAUUCUGUCUCUAUCUAUUGGCUGCCACCAAUAAGGGGACCACUUUAUCAAAGCUCCUCAUUCCACAUGUCCGUUAUCAACUGCGGAGACUGUGAGAAAGAUGGCGUUUUCCACCAGUACGCCUACGAGGCUACCUCACCUCGAAUCUGUGACACGUCAGGCUACUGGACACCUGAGGAGGCAGUUGGCCCACCUGAUGUGGAGCAGCCCUGUGAUCCCAGUCUCCAGGCGUGGAGUCCUGAGCUCAGCCUUUAUGACACGAAUGUGACAUCACCUUGCCCAGACACGGAGGGCUGCACCCUUACACUGAGAUUCCUGCACCCUAUUGUCCCACACGCACUCACCCUCUGGGUCACCUACAUCUCUUCCAACAACCCAGCCAUAGCCAACAUAGAGCUGAUAACAGAUAAGGGGAAAAGCAUUAACCUUGGAGCCCAGCACGUCUUCUGUGAUAUGCCCCUUACCUUGCGCCUUGACACUCACAACGCUGCCAUCGCCGCCAUAAAACUGUGCACCUUCGAUGAGAAGAUGGAGAUCGAUGCGGCCAUGUUGUCCUCAGGCCCCGACAGCCCUCUGUGCUCCAGCUGCCAGCCUCUGCUGUACUGGAUUCAACGGCAGCCGCCCUUCACCAGCAAAUCCCCAUCACCGCAGACCCAGCAGACAUUCACUGACAGCUCCGUAAAGCCGGGAGUCAAGUACCAGUACACAAUCCAGGUGGAGGCAGACGGUCUUCUCAGCGAUCCCUCCCCAAUUCUCCUCUACACCCAUGGGCAGUCCUACUGUGGGGAUGGCCUCAUACAGGGGGCAGAAGAGUGUGAUGACAGUAAUCUAUUGGAUGGGGAUGGCUGCUCUAAGAAAUGUCACAAGGAGAUGGGCUUCAACUGUAAUGGUGAACCCAGUCAGUGUUAUGUUUUUGAUGGUGAUGGUGUAUGUGAGGAGUUUGAGCGGGGCUCCAGUGUUCAGGACUGUGGUUACUUCACACCUUUGGGCUACAAGGACCAGUGGGCAUCCACUGCCACUGCUUCUCACGAGGAGCCCAACCACUGUCCUGCCCAUGCUGCCACCGGGGAGCCAUCACUUACUAAGCUCUGCAGGUACCAGCACCUAGAAGUGAGUGAGAAACUGCCCACCGCCUGGUUCCCUUGCACAGCCCAGUCCGACACAAAUAAUAACCCGAAACAUUCAUUUUGGCUGAAGGUGGGAUUUGUCCAUCCUGGAGUAGCAGCCUCUGUAAUGGUGUACUUGGCUUCAGACGGGUCAUGGCCUGGGGAAGAGUGCCGGAGGACAGCCACCAUCUUCCUGUCUGAUACAACUGGCAAAAACCACUCAAUAGGGACAUAUGACCUGUCAUGCCAUCGGAACCCAUUGGUGGUGAAUGUGACCCAUGACCUCUCUGAACCCUUCUUCCUCACGGACUCUGUUAUCCUCCUCCUCUCCUCCCCCUCUGUGGCAGUGGGAGGUGUGGCUUUGAGGACCUCCUGUCACUUCAGCACCUUCGCCCUGACCGGCUGUUUGCGGCAGCCAUGUCAGAUGGAAAGCUGUAGCCCUCCUCAGUUAGAGCAUGCCUCUGUCAGGUGCACAGGAGGAGGGGAGGCCUCUCGUUGCUCCGUCCAGUGUCACCGUGGUUUCAGUAUCAUCGUCCUCAAUGGCAGGAGAAUCCCACCUCACCAGAGAAAGACAGAGCUGGAGUGUUUUCAUGGUUCGUGGGAUCGUGCAGUUAGCUGUCAGCCUGUAGACUGUGGCCUGCCUGAUCAGUCUCAUGUCUACCAUGCUAUAUUCAGCUGCCCCUGGGGAACCACCUUUGGCAAACAAUGUUCCUUCACCUGUGGAUCACCAGCCAUGCUACAAGGUGACAGUGACAGGUUGGUGUGUUUGGAGGAUGGACUGUGGUCUUUCCCAGAGGCCUACUGCAAGAUAGAGUGUCCAGAGGUCCCAAACAUACCUGAUGCCAAGCUGCUUACAGCCGACUGUCUGGCCUUGGGGCAUGAUGUUGGCUCUGUGUGCCGUUACAAAUGCAACCCAGGCUUUUAUGUAAUAGGGAGCCUCAAAAAGAAUACACCUAGGAAGUAUUUCAAGUUGGAGUGCCUGGAAGAGGGGCAAUGGGAGGAAACCGGCUGUGAGCCAAUAUCCUGUCCAGCUCUAAACGAUGUAUUCCAGGGCAUGUACACCUGCACCAACGGCCUGUUCUAUGACACCCUCUGCACCCUACAGUGCUCGGAUGCAACAGAAAAUAGUGAGAUUCGCUGCACUAAGGAUGGUGAAUGGACAGCAGAGUUCACCAUGUGCUCCAGCCUCCAGGGAUCGUGCUCUCCUCCUUCUGAUCUCAACUCUGUAGAGUACGACUGUGACCAGGGGAUGGAUGUUGGUGCUAUUUGCCAUCCAACAUGCAUUGUGGCUCUGGAUGUGGAUCUGCGUGACCCUGUGGUUCUGCCCCAUGGCACUACAGCUGACUCUUUAAAGCACUGGAUGCUGCCCACAAAAAUCCAGAGCAUAGUCUGUACAGGGAUGAUGAAGUGGUACCCUGACCCUCAACACAUCCAUUGCAUCCAGUCAUGUGAGCCCUUUGGAGGGGAUGGCUGGUGUGACACCACCAACAACCGGGCCUACUGCCAGUAUGACGGAGGAGACUGCUGCCCGUCCACACUCUCCACCAGGAAGGUCAUUCAGUUUGGGGCGGACUGCAAUCAGGAUGAGUGCACUUGCCGUGAUCCAGACGCUGAGGAGAAUAAGAGCAAAGCCAAGCACUUGGAAGGAGGAGGAGGUGGAGCUGGAGGAGGAAUGCAAUAAGAUGGAGGGGUGAAAGAAGCGGACUUGUGUUAAACACAGUCAAACCAGAUUAUACACCACAAUAAACAAAGAAAAAUAUUCAUCAUACAUUUUUUUUAAUGAGAAGAAUGCAAUUGAAGUCAGAUUUCGUACAAUAAAAGGCCAUUUUCAUUUUAUCAUAAGUGAUCUUACUGUUAAAAAGCAUCACAUAUGAGCCAUAUUGGUUUAAAAUUUGAUUCUUGUGUUCGGUGCAGCCAAAUAACAUCCACACGUGGACAGAAUGUUUUCCUUUCCUGUUAAGAUGUUAAGGUUUAGCCACACUUUUGGAUUUGUGUAAGAGCAGAAAAUGGGAGCCUAACUGAGAAAACAGUGAGGUCUAGUUCAAAUAGGGUUAAAAGGAUGAAGGUUUAUCCACUCCUGUACAAAUCAAGUCAUCAUAAUUGGAUCAAAUCAAUGUUGUAAAUGGAUUCAAGUACUUUUCUGGACUUGAUUAGCCUUGGAAUAAAGAAACCAAAAGAACUGACUGUGCCUGAUAACCCCUUAUAGUAAGGGCUACCGCUUCUAAAUGUGUUUCCUUUAGCUUCCCAUUAGAGGAAAUUUAUUAGCAUCUCAUAGAAUAAUUUCAGUACCGCACUUAAAUCAUGCUGAAGCCAAAACAUGGACUGGUUGAUAUUUUCCUCCCUCGUGCUGAAUGGCAGUUCAGCUUUUACAAUUUGUCUGAUGGCUCCUCAAAACCAGAUGAGGACUAGUCAAAUCAAAUCUAAGUCAAAUGGGCAAAGGAAAAGAGGUGUUUCAUUUCUAUUCCACCUCAAAUGACCUCAGAACCAAAUUCCUUCCGUCCUCAAAAAAAAAAAAAAAAAUCAUCCCUAAUACUGAAAUGACUUAUAAUCUUCAUCAUCCUGCACCAGAUCCUUCUAAAAAACAGCUCUUUAUGACUUAUAGCUGUUAGGAAUGUAAGAGGAUACAUAUCUGUAAAGACCAACAUGUAUAGACUAAUAUAUUUGGAUCACCUACCAUAUCUACUAGAUCACUUAUUAGUCACACAAGUCAACACUUUAUUUAUAUCACAAAUCCAGUAAUACAAACAUUUAUUUGUACCACACAGCAUGUGCACAGGGCUUGCCAAAAGUGUCAUGUUUUUUGAUCGUAUUUACUCGAAAAAAUCUUGUCGGAGGAGUUAUGUCAUGAUGACAUAUCUCAUCUGACAAGAUUUUUUUUAUCUAGUGUCAUUUUAGGAGUUGGAAAUGAAAAAAACAAACAAACAAAAAGCAGCAGGGUCAAAUACAACCUGCAUAAUGUGAACACUAUUGUGUCAAAAUGGAAGAUCUAAAACAUCAGGAAUUUCCAUUAAAACGAGUAAUGUCAGGGCACUCCACAAAUCAGUGAAGAAGGAGUCCAAUUGAAAAGAUGCCGAAAAUGUAAUACUUUUGUGUUCGGAUGCAGUUGUGAGGUUCAACACGGACAUCAACUUUCUCCUGCAUGCAUGUUUGUACGUCAGAAAGGUUCUGGUACCCAUUAGCAAGAAACGAUGAAGUACGCCAUCCAAAUGUUGUAUCUAUGAAAGUAUAAUCAUCUUCCUUGUGAUAUUUUACAGUACUUUAUACUCUAU